This is a messenger RNA of Saccoglossus kowalevskii, 1663 nucleotides long. Its product is annotated as adipocyte plasma membrane-associated protein-like. The record is from RefSeq and is a predicted model, not a curated record. Gene Ontology annotation, cellular component: endomembrane system. Lineage: Eukaryota; Metazoa; Hemichordata; Enteropneusta; Harrimaniidae. Gene Ontology annotation, molecular function: hydrolase activity.
CAACAACAUCCGGCAGUGUCGUUCGUAACUUCCGGGUGACGCUUUUUUUUGAUCGACACAUGUUCUACCAGGUUGAAAUAUUUAAACACCAUGUCCGUAGUCGAAGGCGGUGUCAGACAUCGACAGGUUACCGGAGAAGCGGGGCCAGAUGUUGAUGAAGGUCAGAUAUACCAAGAAGAUAGAUACAGCUCCUUGCAAAACACCAAAAAAGACAACGAACAGGCUAAAACUGGAUUUUCAUGUGGAGGAGUCUUUAUAAUCACUUGUGUUGCUGUGGCAAUAACUGCUAUUAUUAUUGCUUGUCUGCCAUCACCAAUAAAACCAGUUACUUUCAGUUUGCCUGACCCACCAGAAUUUGUGGGAGUGCUAGCACCGAAUAACAAAUUGCAAGAUGCCAAGAAACUUUUUGAUGGUGAAAUAACUGGACCGGAGUCACUUGAGUUUCAUGAUGGUGUAAUGUACACUGGAACCACUGAUGGUAGACUGGUUAAAAUUAUUGGGAAAACUGUCAGCACAUUGGCUACAUUUGGCAUCCCACCAUGCACUGGUAAAUAUGAGGAGGAGCCGAGAUGUGGAAGGCCCUUGGGUAUCAGAGUGGACAGUAAUGGUACACUCUAUGUCAUAGAUGCAUAUAAAGGCCUAUAUAAAGUAGAUCCCAAAACAGGGGAUGUCAUCCAACUGGUGUCAUCAAAUACAGUGGUUGAGAAAAAAAAAAUGAAAUUGGGUAAUGACCUUGACUUACAAAAAGAUGGAAUAGUCUAUUUUACUGAUUCUAGUUAUAAAUGGCAAAGACGACAACAUGGAUAUCUUAGUUCAGAAGCAGGUUCAUGUGGCAGAUUAUUAUGGUACAAUCCUGUGACAGGAAAAGCAAAAGUGCUAUUGAAGAAUUUACACUUCCCGAAUGGUGUUCAGCUGUCACCAAAACAAGAUUACUUAUUGGUCACUGAGACAACCAGAGCCAGAAUAAUUAAGUAUAAUUUGAAAGGUCCCAAUAGAGGCAAAGUUGAAGUAUUUGCGAAUAAUUUACCAGGCUUACCUGAUAACAUCCGACCUAGCAGCAGUGGUGGUUAUUGGGUUGGUAUGGCCAUAAUUCGGGAUCCUACAUUUUCUGCCUUCGAUUAUGUUGCUUCAAGACCAUGGUUACGGUCUUUAUUACUAAAGAUAUUUGACCCAGAGAUUUUAAAGCGUAUGGCACCAAAAUAUGGAUUAUUGAUUGAGCUGAAUGCAGAUGGUGAUAUUAUACAAAGCUUACAUGACCCUACUGGCGAAGUUAUUCCAUCUGUGAGUGAGGUGUUAGAAACAGCUCCGGGACAACUAUAUCUUGGUUCAUAUCAUUCAUCGUUUAUCGGUAAACUUGAUUUAUCUGGAUCACAUAGAAGCUCGUCUUCAUCGAACAAAGAUAGGAAACAAUCGCAAGAACCAGAUACAUGACAUGUUGGAUGUCAUGGUUGUAGAUUGAGAUGGUCGGAAAAACUAAUACCGGUAGUGCUUGUUUCUAAUGAUGUUACAAAGCAUCCUAAUAGGUUCGAACAAGCAAAUGAGUAAAACAAAACUUUUGUAUUGUGGCAUUAAUGUAAUUUCCAAACGACUUUAGUGGGUCAAUUAACUUCACAACAACACCAAACAACUACAGCAAAGUGAUGCAGUUAAAAUUAUAAAAAUU